AUGCCGCCAUCACCGCCAUCACCCCCUCCAUCCCACGAACCCCCAUCCCCGCACACCCUCCUAUCGCAACCCCCCUCCAACGCACCCCGCCUAAACAUGCCCUUCGACCGGCGCCUCCUCCUCACAACCUUCACCUCCUUCAUAUGCGGCUUCACCCUCGGCAGCACAUCCUCAGGCCACAUGGCCGCGAUGCGCUUCCGAGCCGAAAACGCCCACCGUCUGCCCAUCUCGCAGCCCGGCUGGUACCUAUACCACAAGUCGAAGAACUACUACAAGAUGCAGCACGGCAUAACCGACGGGCUGCGGAAAGGCGCAUGGAUCGCCGCAUGGACCAGUGUGUUUUUCAUCGUGGAGGAGAGUCUAGAUGUGUUUCGCGGGACGUGGCGCGCUGGCAGGACGAUACGCGAGAUGGAGGGCGUGGAUGAGUUGGAUCUGCGGCGCAUUGAUCGGGGCGUGGAUAUCUCGCGGGAUUGGGUCAGUAGUGCGUGUGCGGGUAUGGUGACGGGUGGCCUGUGGAGCGCGUGGCAUCAGUUUCCGGUCUCUACGGCCGCGCGCACGAUUAGGAUGGGUGUGUUGGUUGGACUGGGGUAUGGGCUGGGGCAGGAUGCGUUGGUUUGGGCAAAGGGGAGGUGGGGAGAGGGGGGCGACGGCGAGAGUUGGAUCUACCGCGGCGCAAGGAAUAGGAAGCAAGAGAGUGCUGAAGAGGCGUGA
Dothidotthia symphoricarpi CBS 119687 is the source of this 711-nucleotide messenger RNA. RefSeq lists its product as uncharacterized. Bases 1 to 711 code for a protein of 236 amino acids. The transcript has a single exon. Lineage: Eukaryota; Fungi; Ascomycota; Dothideomycetes; Pleosporales; Dothidotthiaceae. The record is from RefSeq and is a predicted model, not a curated record.